AUGUCAGCACCACAGAGAGAAAGAACUAUGCUCGAUCUUGUCUUCACCGUCUCUCGAGCAAUGCAAGCCAUCUGCCUUAUCUGUGUCAUCGGAAUGACAGCCAACUUUGUCAAUGAAAUGGUUCUUGCAGAGCAACAUCCUGUAGGAGAACUUGUGGGUACACUCGUAGUGGCAUGUAUAGCUAUGCUGUAUGUCUUGAUCACCUAUCUGCUUCACCACGACGACAAAAUCAUGUACUUUAUUCCGGCCGGAGGCGAUGCAGCUCUCCUGAUCGCCCUAAGCGUACUUUCCGUCAAAGUCGGCAAGCCACUUUCUUAUCUCGACUGCAUGGCUCUCUCUAGUUCUGAUGCCACCGGGGCAACUGGUAGCUUCAUUUCAAGCAUAAGCGCCAACUUCAAGAAGAACAACUACUGGAUCUGGGCCGGUGCCAACAAGACCACCUGCCUCGAGGUGAAGGCCGUCUGGGGAUUCAGCAUCGCAUUGUGUGUGCUUUUCUCUUUCAGUGCUAUCGUUGCUGCCUUGAUCGGGAAUCAAAUCAGACAGAACAACGCUGCGGCGAACAAGGCAAAGGAUAUUGAGGGAUAG
This is a messenger RNA of Glarea lozoyensis ATCC 20868, 585 nucleotides long. RefSeq lists its product as uncharacterized. The transcript has 2 exons. The coding region runs from base 1 to 585 and encodes 194 amino acids. The record is from RefSeq and is a predicted model, not a curated record. NCBI's taxonomy places the organism in Eukaryota, Fungi, Ascomycota, Leotiomycetes, Helotiales, Helotiaceae.